AUGCAUUGUCACGGCGGACCUGUCUCUUGCCUCAAGGACACAUGGACAGAUAUUGAUAUCAGCCCCUUUCUCGCCGCAAAUGGGUACGCCGUAUUCUGCCCGAACCCCCGUGGCUCGACAGGGCUUGGCCAGGAUUUCAUCAGCCAGGUAUACGGCGACAUGGGCGGAGCGGGAUCGAGCAUCUGA
Molecule: messenger RNA, 186 nt
Organism: Blastomyces gilchristii SLH14081
Lineage: Eukaryota; Fungi; Ascomycota; Eurotiomycetes; Onygenales; Ajellomycetaceae
Exons: 1
Coding region: 1-186 (61 amino acids)
Biological process (GO): proteolysis
Molecular function (GO): serine-type peptidase activity
Source: RefSeq, a predicted model, not a curated record